UGUAUCUUAUCAUCAGGUCAUCUUGUAAUGGAUUUCUAGGAAUAUGCAGAUGCAUUGUCUUGCACUUUAUUGUGUAAAUGUAGAAUCAAUGUUAUAUCAAACUUUUAUAAAAGUCACUUUAAUGUGCUUUAAAGCUACUUUUUUACUUGUCUAUUCACUGAAAGACAGUUUUAUUCUCUCCGUUGAUGUGGCAAAUCCUCUACAGCAUCUUGUUUCUUAUGGGUUAAUAGCAGAUGGAUACUAAGGGUCUAGUGACGUUACCACACUUACAGUAAAAUCACAUCCUGCAUCUUCUCACAACAGUUGCGCUUAGUGAAGGAGUCGGAGCUUGCACUUCUGUCUAUAAUCAGUUGUGAUGGAGUUCAAAACUUAAACUUAACUUGCUUACAUGCACGUGCGCUCAAACCUUUAAUGGUCAAUCAUGGGGUGGAAAACUAUCUUGUUUUUAAUAAUAGUUGUGCAUACAUGCACUGGAGAGAGCGGUACAGGUACGGAUCCUCCGUGUAAGGACGGGCUAACUAAAGAAAUUGUUUUUUGCAGUUUUAGUGCUCUUAUGGAAAAGUCGAGGACGGUUCCAACAGACAAGAUGUCACCCAACUGUUCCUCAGAGGUCAAAGGUAAAGAAAAUCGUAAAAAUGUCUCAUUUUCUCAUGAAAUGGAAAAGAUCAACAUUACCCAUCCGUAUAACAGCACUGAUCUGGGUGCAGUGAAUUUAAUAAAAACUACACAGACUGUGAAAACAUUUUCAAUCUCAGACGAUGCUGUGCUCUUCCUCAAAAGCCUGCUGGUCACACGUGUCAUGCCCUCUUUCUACAUCCUCCUCUUCCUUAUUAGUUUGCCAUUAAACGCAUUGGCCCUGGUGACGUUCACCUGUAAGAUUAAAGCAAAGAAACCGGCUGUGAUCUACAUGUCAAACCUGGCGUGUGUGGAUCUGCUCUUCACCCUGCUGCUUCCUCUGAAGAUCCACUAUCAUCUGAAUGGAUCUGAUUGGGUGUUUGGUGAGGUGGCGUGUCGUGUGCUAAGCGCUGCUUUCUACUGCUACAUGUACUGCUCCAUACUGCUGAUGAUGUGUAUAAGUGUGGACAGACUGCUGGCUGUGGUUUUCCCCAUCGCCUCUCUGACCUGGCGGAGAACGAGGCAUUCUGCUUAUGUUUGUGCGCUGGCUUGGUUGCUGGCACUCACUGGCACCGUCCCACUUCUCUCUAUAACACAAACUUUCGACAUCAAGCUUGUGGGUAUGACCUCCCAUGAUGCAUUGCGUCACGCCGACCCAGCAGAUCAGACGUACAUGAACCUGUUCUCCAUUCUGUCCUGUCUUUACUUCUUUCUGCCGCUGGUCAUCACUUUGGCGUGUUACUCUACUAUUAUAUAUGCACUCAGUGUCAAAUCUGGUCGUUUAGCAACAUCAUCAUCAACCUCAAAUAAACGAGGAAGAGCCGUGAUUAUGACUAUUGCCACAAUGAUAGAGUUUGUGGUUUGCUUUGCAGCAACCAAUGCAAUCCUGUUGUAUCACUGUGUUGUUUUGGUCACAGGAGGCAUCAGCGGGGAGGGAAACGCAUCAUAUGCGGCUUACAUGUUAGCUGUGUGUGCAGGGAGCUCAAGUGUUUUUCUGGAUCCUCUGCUGUAUUAUUAUGGGUCAUCUCAGUGCAGAAAGAAAAUCAGCUCUGUUUUUUGGUGGAAGAAAGCACAAAGAUCUACAAAGUUAUCAAACACUCCUGAGCUGUGCAUACAAAGAGAAUCGUGUUGAUGUGUAAAGUGCUGAUUAAUCACAUGCAUUGUAAUGAAUGUAGUAAUGAAGUGUAGACUGAUGGAGGUCUAAACAUUUUGAGAUUGUUUUGUAUCCCUUUUCAGCCUUAUGGAGUGCAACAUCUCUUGAUCAGAUAUCUUUAUAAGAGCAUGGUUCAGAAGAGCUGAUGCUUCUUAAGGACUGCAAUCUUAAAAUGUGUGAGUGUCUUAAUAUCAAUCAAAGUUGCACUAAACCACACAUUUAAACUCAUUUUAUUAAUUGGACUCCAGUUUGCCAGCUUCUGACAAAAAAAGCUUUCAAUAAAGUAAUUAGUCCAUGGGCUCACUUACAUUUUCCUCCAGCACUGUGAAUGUGUAAUGGGUGUUUCCAAAAAAUACACAAGAAACUGGAAUUAUUUAUGUCUUGUGAGCUUAUGCACAUCGUGUUUGUUUAUUGUUGUGACCUAGAUGAGGAUCAGAUAACAUUUUAUGGCAAAUCACUGUAGAAAAUCAAUUCAUUCCUAGGGGUUCACAUACUUUUUCUUGCCACUGUAUAUAUGUAUAUCUUCAUUCUGUCUUCAAAUGGAAAAGAAAAGUCCAAAAUAAAACCCUUGCAUCACUUUUAGGUCAGUUCACAUUCACAAGCCUGUGAAAACACAGACCAACCAACAGACAACCAACUCAUCUGCGUGAUUUAAAUAGUAUAACAAUGUACCCAUAUCAUUUCAAAUUCAUAAAUUAAAUUGUACUGCGUUGCAUUUAAUGCAUGGUAAAGAUAUCUCUGCUAAAGACAUUAGUUGUUUUGUAUAUGCUAAUAACUACACUUAAUUAUUAUUUGAUAAUUAGAUGCAGAAAUAUAGGCUAUAAUAUAUAAUUGCAUAUUUUUUUAAUUUUGUUGCUGUCAAAAUACAAUUAUAAAUGAUAACAAAAGUAUUUUAAUAAAUACUUCUAUUCUCACAC
Molecule: messenger RNA, 2685 nt
Organism: Misgurnus anguillicaudatus (oriental weatherfish)
Lineage: Eukaryota; Metazoa; Chordata; Actinopteri; Cypriniformes; Cobitidae
Source: RefSeq, a predicted model, not a curated record